UCGCGAGAGUUGCGUUUGCGCGCGAACUCUAACUACAGGGGUCCAGGGGUGGGACGGUGGCUGCUUUCUGGGCAGGGGUUCCCUGAGGGACGCCACAGCCACUGCGGACCCGGCCGGUCACCUUGGUCCCCCAGCCAUGGAGAGCUCAGCCGUCCAGCAGCAGGAGCAGCCCGCGGCGGCCAAGAUGCGGAACCUGCCGUGGGUCGAAAAGUACCGGCCACAGACACUGAACGAUCUCAUUUCUCACCGGGACAUCCUGAGUACCAUUCAGAAAUUCAUUAGUGAAGACCGACUGCCACACCUGCUUCUCUACGGCCCUCCGGGGACAGGAAAGACGUCCACCAUCCUCGCCUGUGCUAAACAGCUGUACAAAGACAAAGAAUUCGGCUCCAUGGUCUUGGAGCUGAAUGCGUCGGACGACCGAGGAAUUGAUAUCGUUCGGGGACCAAUCCUGAGCUUUGCUAGCACAAGGACAAUAUUUAAGAAGGGCUUCAAGCUGGUGAUCUUGGAUGAAGCUGAUGCCAUGACUCAGGACGCCCAGAAUGCCUUGCGAAGAGUGAUUGAGAAAUUCACCGAAAACACCAGGUUCUGCCUCAUCUGUAACUACCUGUCCAAGAUCAUCCCCGCCUUGCAGUCCCGGUGCACGCGGUUCCGAUUCGGGCCCCUGACGCCGGAACUCAUGGUCCCGCGCCUGGAACACGUGGUGGAGGAGGAGAAGGUCUAUGUCAGUGAAGACGGCAUGAAAGCUCUCAUAACUCUGUCGAGCGGGGACAUGCGGAGAGCCCUGAACAUUCUGCAGAGCACCAACAUGGCCUUCGGGAAGGUGACGGAGGAGACCGUGUACACCUGCACGGGGCACCCGCUCAAGUCCGACAUCGCCAACAUUCUGGACUGGAUGUUGAAUCAAGACUUCACCACAGCCUACAGGAAUAUCAUGGAGUUGAAAACCGUGAAGGGGUUGGCGCUGCAUGACAUCCUGACGGAGAUCCACUUGUUUGUGCACAGAGUUGACUUCCCGUCGUCAGUUCGAAUACACCUGCUGACUAAAAUGGCAGAUAUUGAGUACAGACUUGCUGUUGGCACCAACGAGAAGAUCCAGCUGAGCUCCCUCAUCGCUGCUUUUCAAGUCACCAGGGACCUGAUUGUGGCAGACGCCUAGGUGCUCCCGGGCCUGCGGGCCCCAGCUUUGGGGCCCCGCUGUGCCUCGAGAACAGAGGACCCAGUUACAGGACAGGGAGUGAGCCGCCGUCCCCCUAGCCUGGGGCACCACUGUUCCUGCCGUACGUGGGUGCACCUGCAGAUGCGGGGCGCCACGGUCCCGGGGGUCCAGCACGGGCUUCUCUCUGCACUGCCCCGGCUGUCUUGUAGUCGGGGGGAAAACCUGAUUUUCAGCAUUGAAGCUUUUUAUCUUUCAGGUGCUAGACGACAGGAAGUUGGCCUGUCUUUUGGUCUGGAACAUAAAGGCUUCAAAUCUAAUGUCCUAGUCUCUGCCAAUGCAGCCUUAAGCACCUCCCAGGUUAAGUUUACGUGUGUCAUCUGCGGCACUGUUUUGGCCAAAACAAUGAACUCUUAAGAAUAAAACACUGCUGGGCUGCUGUUGUGGCAGAGCAGGGUAAGCCGCCGCCUGCCACGUGGGAAUCCCGUGUGAGCCCCAGCGCCAGCGCCAGCUAAUGCACCUGGGAAAGCCGCAGCAGGUGGCCCACGGACACGUGGGUGACCCAGUGGAUGGAAGAUCGUUGUAACUCUGCCUUGCAAAUAAAUAAAUGUUUUAAAAAAAGGAAA
Oryctolagus cuniculus (rabbit) is the source of this 1782-nucleotide messenger RNA. It is a transcript of the gene RFC5, whose product is annotated as replication factor C subunit 5. Gene Ontology annotation, biological process: DNA-templated DNA replication; DNA repair. Gene Ontology annotation, cellular component: nucleus; DNA replication factor C complex. The record is from RefSeq and is a predicted model, not a curated record. NCBI's taxonomy places the organism in Eukaryota, Metazoa, Chordata, Mammalia, Lagomorpha, Leporidae. Gene Ontology annotation, molecular function: DNA clamp loader activity; ATP hydrolysis activity; ATP binding.